Odobenus rosmarus divergens (Pacific walrus) is the source of this 1587-nucleotide messenger RNA. RefSeq names its product leucine rich repeat containing 59 (gene LRRC59). Bases 218 to 1138 code for a protein of 306 amino acids. Lineage: Eukaryota; Metazoa; Chordata; Mammalia; Carnivora; Odobenidae. The record is from RefSeq and is a predicted model, not a curated record. The transcript has 7 exons. Gene Ontology annotation, molecular function: protein binding.
CGGAAGUGGUCGUCGUCGCGGCGGCACCAGUGGGAGCUGGGCGCGGGGCUCAGAGUGCAGCGGGCGGUCGGGCGGACGGCGGCGGCUUGCACCUGCGGCGGCGGCGGACGCGGGCGUUGUCGGUUGGGUGCGAGCCCACUGAACCGACGAGCGGCUUCUCAGCCCCUCUCCUGCCCGUCGGAGCCCCUGGAGCCGGGACCGCUCGGCCGGCGUCACCAUGACCAAGGCCGGUAGCAAGGGCGGGAACCUCCGCGACAAGCUGGACGGCAACGAGCUGGACCUGAGCCUCAGCGACCUGAACGAGGUCCCGGUCAAGGAGCUGGCUGCCCUCCCGAAGGCCACCAUACUGGAUCUGUCCUGCAAUAAACUGACUAGUCUACCGGCGGAUUUCUGCGGCCUCACACACCUGGUGAAGCUGGACCUGAGUAAGAAUAAACUGCAGCAACUGCCGGCCGACUUUGGCCGUCUGGUCAACCUCCAGCACCUGGAUCUCCUCAACAACAGGCUGGUGACCCUGCCCGUCAGCUUUGCUCAGCUCAAGAGCCUGAAGUGGCUGGACUUGAAGGAUAACCCGCUGGAUCCUGCCCUGGCCAAAGUGGCAGGGGAUUGCCUGGACGAGAAGCAGUGUAAGCAAUGUGCCAACAAGGUGUUACAGCACAUGAAAGCCGUGCAGGCCGAUCAGGAGCGAGAGAGGCAGCGGCGGCUGGAAGUAGAACGAGAGGCCGAGAAGAAGCGGGAGGCCAAGCAGCGAGCUAAGGAGGCUCAGGAGCGGGAGCUGCGGAAGCGGGAGAAGGCGGAAGAGAAGGAGCGCCGGAGAAAGGAGUACGAUGCCCUCAAAGCAGCCAAGCGGGAGCAGGAGAAGAAGCCCAAGAAGGAGACGAAUCAGGCCCCGAAACCGAAGGCCGGCUCCCGGCCCCGCAAGCCGCCCCCGCGGAGGCCCAGCAGGACGUGGGCUGUGCUGAAGCUGCUGCUGCUGCUGCUGCUGUGUGCGGCAGGUGGGCUGCUGGCCUGUCGGGUGCCCGAGCUGCGGCGGCAGCCCCUCUGCGCUGGCGUCAACACCGUCUACGACAGCGCGGUCCGCGGCCUGCGCGGCCACGACAUCCUGCAGUGGGUGCUGCAGGCCGACUCGCAGCAGUGAGCUUGUCCUCGACGCCCGCCGCCUCCCGGCCCUGGAGCUUGGAUUCCUAUGGAAUUGGGUUCUGCGGGACACAGCCUGUUUGCGGCGUCAGACCUACCUGCCAUCCUCAAGCGGCUGCUGACUGGUACUUGAGAUCCCCUCUUCUGGGACUGCUUUGUUCCUUAGCCAGGGUUCCCGGGCGGGGUAAGGAGAAGCGGGAGGUGGGCUGGUUACCUGCAUGCCUAAAGGAACAGGCUUGGGGUGGGCAGAGGGAAAAACUGCCUUUUCCAGUUGUUACACAAAGCUGUGUAAAGGCAAGGCUCGUUCCUACUAAACGGUCAGGUGAGCUAUCACUACGUUUAUACUUUUGUAUGUCACAAACCCUUUCUUUCAUUCCUCCCUGCGUAGCCAGGGCAGAUCAGUAGGCAGUGUGGUAUUGGGGACUAAAGGAACACCAUACUCAGCAAAUC